GAAAAGAAAAAAUGCAGUAGUUGAUUCAGAUAAGAUGACUGUUAAAAACAGAUAAGAAAAUCAGCAAGGCUGCCGCAAUCUACUCCGAUUUGCUGGAAGUAAAAUUCUGAGUCUCCAAUAUUCAUCACCAGCGGCCGCCGCCGCAUGGACAGAAAUACGUAUUAGUAGAGUUUAGCCGGAGAAGUAGCAGUUAUGGCACGUUUCGCAGUCACCUCAGCCGCCACUCAUAAAUGCUGGAGCUUUAAUCCUAUCGACAGAUUCCCUAUUUCUAGAGUUGCUUUUCCCAAUUCUUCCGCAUUCCGAUUUUCCCAGCCGCGAAGAGCGAGAAUUUCGGUGGUGGCGAUGUCUGGCUCAAGCAAAAGCACUGUUCUUGUUACCGGCGCCGGCGGUAGAACUGGCCAAAUUGUUUACAAGAAACUAAAGGAGAGGGUAGACCAGUAUACUGCAAGGGGUUUGGUACGAACCCCCGAGAGCAAGGAGAAAAUUGGUGGUGAAGACGAUGUUUACGUUGGGGAUGUAGAUGAUGCUGAUAGCAUGGUUCCAGCUAUCCAGGGGAUUGAUGCUCUUAUAAUUCUCACUAGUGCUGUGCCAAAGAUAAAACCUGGCUUCGACUUGUCUCAAGGUGGAAGGCCGGAAUUCUAUUUUGAAGAUGGAGCAUUUCCUGAGCAGGUUGAUUGGAUUGGGCAAAAGAACCAAAUAGAUGCUGCUAAAGCUGCUGGAGUGAAGCAGAUUGUAUUGGUUGGAUCGAUGGGAGGAACAAAUCCAAAUCACCCUCUAAAUAGCAUAGGAAAUGGAAAUAUCUUGGUUUGGAAGAGAAAGGCCGAACAAUAUCUGGCUGACUCGGGAAUACCAUACACCAUAAUUCGGGCUGGAGGCUUGCAAGAUAAAGACGGCGGUGUAAGAGAGCUGCUCGUUGGAAAGGAUGAUGAACUUCUGGAGACAGAAACAAGGACAAUCGCGAGGGCUGAUGUUGCAGAAACCUGUAUUCAGGCACUAAGCAUUGAGGAGGCGAAAUUCAAAGCACUUGAUCUCGCCUCUAAGCCUGAGGGAUCCGGUACACCAACCAAGGAUUUUAAGGCUCUAUUUUCUCAAGCCACUUCUCGUUUCUGAUUAAACAUCGUCUGUAUCAGCAGUAGCAUACAAGAGUCGUUUCUUUCGCCAUGGCCGGUUAAAUUUUCUUAGUCUUUUCAGUCGGAAUAAGUGGUUUCACGAUGAGAGAUAUCUUUCCUGGAUAUUCAGCAUUUCUUCUACACUGCUUCUAGCACAUGUAAGUGUAAUCUUCUAUUACGCUUCGGAUCCUCUGUACCAAAAUCGUGUGCCACAAUUAAAACUACGUAGUUUUGAUACUCUUCUUCAUAAUACACAAAAUACAAAUAUAUUCACAACUCAA
Molecule: messenger RNA, 1390 nt
Organism: Salvia miltiorrhiza (redroot sage)
Lineage: Eukaryota; Viridiplantae; Streptophyta; Magnoliopsida; Lamiales; Lamiaceae
Cellular component (GO): chloroplast
Molecular function (GO): oxidoreductase activity
Source: RefSeq, a predicted model, not a curated record